CAUGACUCCAAGCGCCUUCCUUCCUUAACUCCGGUCUGCGGCUUCGCAAACAAGAAAGAAGGGCUCCCGCUCCCGUUCCAGAGGAUCCGGACUCGAAAUGGACACGAGUAACCCCGCCACCGACGUCGAGCACCCGGGCACGGCGUCACUGGUCCCGCCAUCGUCGCAGGACCCUCCGGGCCAGAGACCGGCAGGGCCAGACGCCGAGCGCCGGGGGUCGCAAGGGUCCAUCAGCUCGACACGCUCGUCGCGGAGCCAUCAGGAAUACCUGGACUCGCUGACCGUGCCCAGCAAAGAGCAGAUUUCCCGCAUCGCCGAGAAGCAGGCCGAGCGCGAGGCCGAGCACAAGCGCGCCCACCGCCACAAGCAGCACCAGAGCAUCGAUGCCGUCCUGGCACCGGCCAUUCCGGCCGAACCGCAGCCUGAACAGUCCCACCGUAUCCCCCUCGCCAACCGCUUCGGUUUCAACUUUGGCUGUCGCCCCAGCCUCAGCGACGACGGUCUUCGCACCCACGCCGCAACCGUCAUCCAGCGGACAUACCGUGGCUAUCGCGCCCGCCGCGAGGUUAAGGGACUAUGCAUCAACGCCUCCACUCGUUGGGUCCAUGCCGUACGCGAGGCCCAAUGGAGAGAAUUGACCACACCCCAUGCAAGGUCCGACCUCGUCGGCGACGGCUCCGAGGGCCCCGAGCGGCCAGCGGCCGGAAGGCGGUCAUCCACCGCCCGCCAGAACUGGAAGAAGGUCUCCGCCAUUGCCCGGCAUGCCGGGGG
Messenger RNA from Thermothelomyces thermophilus ATCC 42464, 771 nucleotides. RefSeq lists its product as uncharacterized. Gene Ontology annotation, molecular function: protein binding. The transcript has a single exon. The record is from RefSeq and is a predicted model, not a curated record. The annotation marks the transcript as partial. Lineage: Eukaryota; Fungi; Ascomycota; Sordariomycetes; Sordariales; Chaetomiaceae.